This is a messenger RNA of Rattus norvegicus (Norway rat), 2499 nucleotides long. RefSeq names its product Ras association domain family member 4 (gene Rassf4). Gene Ontology annotation, biological process: signal transduction. The record is from RefSeq and is a predicted model, not a curated record. NCBI's taxonomy places the organism in Eukaryota, Metazoa, Chordata, Mammalia, Rodentia, Muridae.
GCUGGCCCCUGGGGGCCCAAUCCUAAUGCUUUCUCUGUGCUGUGCGUCCUGGGGUGCCCUGGAGGACUGGGGACUUAAGUGGCGUGCAGAGCGUUUAAUGGUGUCCGUAAAGAUCGAACAAGCGAGUGACUUCCGGGUCUGAGGAGAGUUGAAGAUGAAGGAAGAUUGCUCGCCCAGUUCUCAUGUGCCCAUCAGCGACAGCAAGUUCAUUCUAAAGUCAGAGCUCUUAAGCCUGCUUAAAACCUACAACUGCUACCACGAGGGCAGGAGCUUCCAGCUAAGACACCGAGAGGAAGAAGGGACUCUGAUCAUCGAAGGACUCCUCAACAUCGCCUGGGGACUUAGACGGCCCAUCCGGCUCCAGAUGCAGGAUGAUCGGGAACGAGUGCACCUGCCUUCUGCCACAUGGGUGCCUGAGCGGCUCAGUUACCUCCAAAAGGACGCUUCACCCCAGGACAGCAAGGUCCCUGCUGAGGAGCCUAGCACUCAACCUGCAAAUAAGGGAGAGGUUUCCAGAGAUGGCUCAGGACCCCUGCAGGAAGAAGAGGAGGAGGUCCCGCAGCUUAUGCGGACAAAGAGUGAUGCCAGCUGUAUAAUCCAGAGGAGGUGCAAAUCCCGGGCACCGGGCGAGGCCCAGAAGAUUCGACGGCACCGGUUCUCCAUCAAUGGGCACUUUUAUAACCACAAGACCUCGGUGUUCACGCCUGCCUAUGGGUCUGUGACCAACGUCCGGGUUAACAGCACUAUGACCACCCAGCAGGUACUCACCCUGCUGCUAAACAAGUUCCGGGUAGAAGAUGGCCCCAGUGAGUUCGCACUCUACACCGUCCAUGAGUCUGGGGAGCAGACAAAAUUGAAAGAUUGUGAGUACCCACUGAUAUCCAGAAUCCUGCAUGGGCCCUGUGAGAAAAUUGUCAAGAUCUUCUUGAUGGAAGCUGACUUGAGUGAGGAAGUGCCCCAUGAUGUUGCCCAGUACAUUAAGUUCGAAAUGCCAGUUCUGGACAGCUUUGUUGAAAAAUUAAAAGAAGAGGAGGAGAGAGAAAUAAUCAAACUGACCAUGAAGUUCCAAGCUUUGCGCCUGACAAUGCAGCAGCGUCUGGAACAGCUGGUGGAGGCCAAGUAACUAGCCAGAGCUUGCCUUUUGUGAUUCCCGUGGUAGCAAGUACACAUGGAAUCUCAGGGACCCAGCCCUAACUGAUCACUGACCGAUGCCUGCUGCCUAAGGAAUCCAGUACCUAUGCGUAUUCCACCUGUCCACAGAUUACCUAGCACCCUGUGUCUCUAGUCUUGGUACCAUAGGGAGCACGUAAGGCACACCCAGGAACUUGCUAGUCAGGAUCUAUGUGCAAAGCUGGCCUAGAUGGUAAUAAAGAGCCUUGGAACUGCGGUGCCGGCCACACUGUAUGGUUGAAUAGUAUGGUCAGCCUUGUUCCUGUGUAUUUCCAGUCUGAGAGAGCAAUAUAGCACCCAGCCCCUGGAGAAUGGGCUUCAUCUGCUUGCCCAGUGUCUGUCUCUGAGCCUCUGCAUGGCCACAAGUCCCUGCCCUUAUCAUCCAUGUGAACCAUGAACCCCUGGUCUUCCCUUGUUUCUUAUUGCCACUCAGGAACUGAACUGGGGCAGGAGCUGCCAACAGCCAUGAGACGUGGCUUGCUUCUAUCUACUGCUUCACCAUGAUGUCCUGGCCUCUGAGCCUCCUUUCCUAGCCAACAUUCCUGGCCCAGAGGUUAGAUCAGGACUAGGACUAUCAAUAUCUCAUCAGUUUUUGGCAUAAAUCACCCUUAGCUUGUGAGUGUGAUCCAAAGAAAUUCUUGAAAGGAGUUGUCUUCAAGAAAUAUGUCCAUCAAAUUGUUUUGGGAGUUGACUCGUGUAGCACUGGAACAGCUGGGCAGUGGCUUCAGAAGGUUCAGUCCCCUUUACUCCAUCUUGUGGAUGUCUAUAUGUCUCUUGCUUUCCUUGGCACUGAGCUUCUUUCUCUGUAGUGGAUAGGGACAGCUCUCAAUACAUCCUAUGAAAGCUCGACAAAAAAUGGAAAAAAUGUCUGUUUGAGGACAAAAGGCUUCUAAUCCCCUAGAAAUGGAUACAGAACAAUUUGCUGACUGAAAUCUCUGGCAUGAAUGAGAAAACUUCAUUUGUAAAACUAUGCAAUGGUUUACAUCAAUUGUGGAAAUGGCUGUCUAACAGCAAACUAAAGGCCAGCUUCCUCCCCUGAGGUCCAAGGCCAGUAGAUUUAAAGAGAAGUGUGAUGGAAGCCUUUGGAGACAGAGUUCUAUCCUCAAUGCAGUGCAUGUGAAAGCCUCUCACAGAGUCCUGAAGAGCAAAAUGUGAGAACAGCUGUGCAGUGUGAAACCACGAAGCAGGGUGGAUGUCACCCCUAGGUUUUCUGGACCCAGCUCUGUUUCACCGAGAUGCUUAGCUGCCAAGGGAGGUUUCUUGCCUCCUCGAUUCUUUGGCACUGUAUUUUCUUCAGUGCUUAAUAAAGGUCUGUUGUGUUGAACAGAA